This is a messenger RNA of Volvox carteri f. nagariensis, 792 nucleotides long. RefSeq lists its product as uncharacterized. Gene Ontology annotation, molecular function: NAD binding; oxidoreductase activity, acting on the aldehyde or oxo group of donors, NAD or NADP as acceptor. Gene Ontology annotation, biological process: import into nucleus. Gene Ontology annotation, cellular component: cytoplasm. The transcript has 5 exons. The coding region runs from base 1 to 792 and encodes 263 amino acids. Lineage: Eukaryota; Viridiplantae; Chlorophyta; Chlorophyceae; Chlamydomonadales; Volvocaceae. The record is from RefSeq and is a predicted model, not a curated record.
AUGACGACGGCCGGCCUAACUGCAGUCGUCCUCGGGGCGACAGGCGCUGUGGGCGAGGCUCUUGUUAAUCAGCUAGUUGUGCACCCCAAAUUUAAAAAAGUCGUCACCGUCGGCCGUCGAACACUUGAUAUUGUCACGGCUGAGUCAGAGCGAACAGCAGAGCUAGUACAGGCUAAGGUUAACAUGGAUGCGCUUGAGGUAGAAGCCAAGCAAGCAUUUACAGGUGCUGAUGUAGUGUUCUGCGCGCUGGGCACAACACGCAAGACGGCUGGGAGUGCGGAGGCCUUCAAGAAGGUCGACCACGACUACGUGGCUGCAUCCGCACGCCUGGCCAAGGAGACGGGCGUCCCGCACUUCUCACUCGUUUCCGCGCAAGGCGCGAACCACAAGUGUCCCGCCAAUGACUUGGCGCUUUUCCACGCAUUGCUCUACACCAAGACUAAGGGAAUGGUGGGGGUGAUUCGGCGGGCGGCUCUUAAGUGUUGUCGCGUGCCUUUGUUCCUGCUUAUCGUGUGCCGUCUCACCGUGCUCUGCGACCCCGCCGCUUGGCUAGGCCCCCGUGGUAUAGGGAAGGCACCCCUUUGGCUGCUAGACCGAGGUGAUAAGACCCGAGGCGCGGAGAAGAUGGCCCUCAACUUCAUGUCAUCCAUACACGUCAAGGACGUGGCGCGCCUCAUGAUCUUGGACGCGCUUCGAGACCCGUCCACCGCUCAGGCAGUCAUGCGCUUCGAGAUGGCCGAUCUGCAGAAGGUGGCCAAGACGAUCGACCAGCCGCCCGCGCCCGCCAAGUGA